AUGGCAUCUGAAAACUCUUUAGCCGACCUCAUUGCGGCCUUGCCUGACGGUGACGGAUGGGGUCCUCCUCCGGUAACCGAGACCACUCUCAAUGGUGUCCCGUAUGCUCCUUUCUCGAAAGGUGACAAGCUAGGUCGUAUGGCAGACUGGACAGCGGAUAGCAAGGAUGGAAGAGAUGGACGCGGUGGUCGACAGCAAUAUAACAGAAACUUUAGAGACCAGCAGAUAUACGGUGCCGGUAGCGCUGCGCUAUUCACCGCCCCCGUCGCCGAGGAUGAAAACACAUUCUCCGUCGUUAGUAGAGAACCCACGAAGACUAGAUAUGGUCGGGGAGCAGUCUUUACACGCGGUCGCGGACAACGAGGUGCCCGACAAGAUACUAGGGGUGGUCGCGUACAGCUUCAGCGCCCUGGACGUGGGGGUCAGCAAGGCUACGGAGGAUACGACAGUCGCGGUGGUAGGUCUAAUGCGCCUCGUGGCCGCCGCUUCGGAUGGAAAGAUUACGACAAGCCGACUCGUAACCGCGACGCCUCUAUCAAUAUCAAAGCAGACUGGCAGCUACUAGAAGAGAUCGACUUCAACAGACUUGCUAAGCUAAACUUAGACGCUGAUGAAGGAGAGGACAUGGAUAGCUACGGUUUCGUUUAUUACUAUGACCGAUCCUACGACAAGCAGCCCGUCAAGGCUGCCGAGAAGAGGCUGGUGCCUUUGGAUCGUGCUGCCUACAAUGUCACUACCUCCUCGGAUCCCGUUAUUCAGGAGCUGGCCGACAAGGACGAAGCCACUAUCUUUGCCACUGAUAGCAUCUUAUCUAUGCUUAUGUGCUCUACCCGCUCGGUCUACCCAUGGGAUAUUGUAAUUGUAAGACAAGGAAACAAGAUCUUCCUCGACAAGCGCGAUAAUGCCGCACUGGACAUGGUGACGGUAAACGAGAACGCUGCCGAUGCUCCCAUGGAAGCUUCCGAUGGUAACAAGGAUGGAAUCAACCUGCCUGCUGCCCUGGCAGAGGAGGCUACCUAUAUCAACCACAAUUUCGCGAAUCAGGUCGUCCAGGAGAACGAGUCCUCGAAGGUCGAGAUGGCCCACGAAAACCCCUUCUACAAUGCUUCCGAGGAGACUGAGCCUCCGGCGAGCAAGGCUUACAAGUACCGCAGAUUCGAUCUCUCGACUAGCGAGGAAGAUCCGAUGUAUCUGAUCGUUCGGGCCGAGCUAGAUGCCGUUCAAAAGAAUGCCAUCAGCGGCGAGGAUCAGUUCUUGACUGUCAAGGCCCUCAACGAGUUUGACAGCAAGGCCCAAGGCAGCGGUGGUGCUCUAGACUGGAGAACCAAGCUAGUUAGCCAACGUGGUGCCGUUGUCGCAACGGAGAUGAAGAACAACAGCGUCAAGCUCGCACGAUGGACGGUCCAAAGUAUAUUGUCCAAGGCGGACGUCAUGAAGCUUGGUUUCGUUUCUCGUGCCAACCCGAAGUCGAACGAUAAACACGUAAUUUUGGGAGUUAUUGGCUGGAAGCCCAAGGACUUCGCUAACCAGAUGAACUUGUCGCUCUCCAACGGUUGGGGUAUCGUCCGCACCAUCGCUGACAUGUGUCUUAAGCGUGAGGAUGGCAAGUUUGUACUUGUCAAGGACCCUAAUAAGUCAAUCCUUCGACUAUACGAGGUUCCAGCUGGCAGCUUCGACGAGGACGGAGAAGAGGAGACGGUUCCGGAGGCUGUCCCUGAGGAAGAGUAG
Messenger RNA from Daldinia childiae, 1728 nucleotides. Its product is annotated as Eukaryotic translation initiation factor 3 subunit D. The record is from RefSeq and is a predicted model, not a curated record. NCBI's taxonomy places the organism in Eukaryota, Fungi, Ascomycota, Sordariomycetes, Xylariales, Hypoxylaceae. Gene Ontology annotation, biological process: translational initiation. The transcript is spliced from 3 exons. The coding region runs from base 1 to 1728 and encodes 575 amino acids. Gene Ontology annotation, molecular function: translation initiation factor activity. Gene Ontology annotation, cellular component: eukaryotic translation initiation factor 3 complex; cytoplasm.